AUGAAUAAUGAUAAUAAUCAACAACAACAAGAGUUAGGGUUAUUAUUUUCAAGAAUAUUCAAAAAUGUGAUUAUUCAAAGAUGUAUAUUUUAUCACUUGAAGGAAGUAUGUAACAUACACAACAAGAGCAACAACAACAACAACAAGAUUGUUGAUCAACAGAAAAGAACAAGUGAAAAAGAAAAGAAUGUACCUUUAAAAGUGUAUAGAUGGAAAGAACUAAAAGAUAAUUUAGAUCAGUUGUCAAGACAUGGUUACAUUGAUCAGAUUAAAAAGAUUGUUGCUUAUCAAGAACAAGUAGUCUGUUCAAAGUAUCGUUGGACAAAACAAGGUGAUGAACAGAUACCUUACACACCUCAUUAUAUGACUAUCAUCAAUUACAUAGUCAGAGACGGUCACUUUGAUUAUAUUCAAGAGAUUUGGAAUAGGUUGGCUAGACAUUUUCCAGAAAUACCACACUCUAUCAUUUGGUAUGCUGUAUACUAUAAUCAAACUAAAAUCUUCAAGUGGGCAAUCGAGCAAUCAAAAGAAGAAAAAGUCAAUGAUUAUAUUGAUAUGUCUCGAUUUUUCGAACCCAUUAAAUAUGGUAUCAAAGUAGAGAAACAAUUAAACAAUCGUGAUGAAAUCAUUGAUUGUCUACCAUUUGAAUCGUUUUCAAAUUUGGAAGAGAAUUGGCCGACUGGUACCGUCACAAUACAAUCAUCGGAUCUAAGAUAUCGAUUGUACCAAUACCUCUCUUUAAAUCUUGCCAAAAACACACAAUUAAAAGAGACACUUUUAUCAAGAUUAAUUGUCAAUGCAAUGCAACUAGGAGAUAACGACCUUUUUAAAACUAUUCAACAAAAUCAUUAUAAUUCUCAUCGUGGUUUAUUUAAUUUUGAAGAAUUGGUGUACUCGGCUGCUUCAACUGGUAACUUGGUGGCUCUAAAGUAUUUAAUAGGAACAAAUAUAUCAGUAAUGCAAAAAAUCAAGGCUCUCGUUUUGGAUAAAGGAGCUGUAAAGAUAUUUGAAAAAAUCAGGUUUGGAGUAUUGGAUAAAGCAGUUUCAAACGGUCACCUUCAUAUUGCAAAGUACCUCAGAACUGAACAUGUACCAUAUUGUACUGAAACUACUAUUCAAAUGGCAAUUGAAAAUGGAAAUAUAGAUAUGGUAACCUAUGUAUUGGAAAAUGCAAAAGAAUUUUGCACAUAUCAUACUGUUUACUAUACAAUUGAUCAUAAUCGUACCGAUUUAUUCAAAUUAUUGGUUGAUCACUGUUCAACAUUUAACCGUCGAUUCGAUUUACAUGCUAUUGUCAGAAGAUCAUUGGACCAUGGUAGAUGGGAGGUAUUGGAGAUUAUGAAGACUAGAUUUGGUAUUGGUUUACCAAAAUCCCUAAAAAACUUCAAGUUUAGAAACAAUGAUAUACUCAAAUACGUAUAUCAAAACAGAAAGAAAGAUGAUAACAAUAAUAAUAAUAAUGAAGAAUCAACAGUAGAAUAUUUGUUGGUCGCAAAUGCAAUUCCAAUGAACUUGAUAGAGUCUAUUGAAAUGAUCGAUCAAGACUAUACACAUUUACUCAAAAACAUGAAAGAUGUCAAGAUGGAUGAUCAAAAACCAUCACUUGAAACAAUUCAAUUCUUGGUGGCUCGAAUGGAUCAACCAAACUAUAAUAAUCUCUUUGAGAGUGCAAUCCGUUUUGGUCGGUUGGAUUUGGUAAAUUACCUAUUCCCUCUUAUUCAUUCGCAAUGUAUUCCAUUGUCCAACUUGAUAGAGUAUACACGUGUAGAUGAUCAUACUUGUCUCAAGACACUAGACUUUAUGUACCAACGAUUUGGAGAAACUGCCCUUUUACAAAGCAACAAGAUUCAAAAAGUAUUUAGAACGGCAGCGAUCAAUCGUGGUGUAUCAGUACUUGAAUAUCUUUGGGAUCGGUUUCAAAGUAAAUUAACAGUGACUGCUCAAAUGAUCUCAUUGGCAAUCAAACCAAAACAAGAUAACCUCAUUUGGCUACUUUCACAUGUGAACCAAUUCUAUUCUUCCCCAUCCUCUUCCUCUUCCUCUUCCUCUUCCUCCUUAUCCUCCUCUUACUUUUCAACAAAAACAUUUGAAUUGGAUUUCAAAGAAAUGGCAAGGUUGGGAUAUUUGUCAACUAUUAAAUGGAUUGUCGAGAAUGGGUAUCAUCGGUCCAUCGCAAAGUUCCUAAUACAAAGGACAACUGACCUUGGUAAAAAGUCGGUUAUCGAAACCACUAGAUAUCUCUGGGAGAAUGGUAUCAUUUUUGAUAGUAUUCCUCUAGAGGAAAAACCAUUUUCAAAACAUUUGGAUCCAGACCUCAUUCUACUCCUCAUCGACAUGGGAGUUUCUCUUUUACCUUUGAUAAAAUAUUACAGAUACUCGUUUGAACAUUCAGGUAUCCUUCGAUUAAUUUAUUUUAAUUAUACAAACAUUAAUAAUAGUGCCAUCACUCGAAAUGUCUAUGACCCAGCCCUCAUCAGUCUAUUAUCUACUAAUAUUCAAAACAUAGCCAAAAGUAUGGCUCUUAAAAAUCAAUUCCUCACCAAAUUAUUGUCAACAUUUAAAUAA
This is a messenger RNA of Cavenderia fasciculata, 2565 nucleotides long. RefSeq lists its product as uncharacterized. Bases 1 to 2565 code for a protein of 854 amino acids. NCBI's taxonomy places the organism in Eukaryota, Evosea, Eumycetozoa, Acytosteliales, Cavenderiaceae. The record is from RefSeq and is a predicted model, not a curated record. The transcript has 2 exons.